Glycine soja is the source of this 1776-nucleotide messenger RNA. RefSeq names its product glycylpeptide N-tetradecanoyltransferase 1-like. The transcript has 2 exons. NCBI's taxonomy places the organism in Eukaryota, Viridiplantae, Streptophyta, Magnoliopsida, Fabales, Fabaceae. The coding region runs from base 237 to 1541 and encodes 434 amino acids. Gene Ontology annotation, cellular component: cytoplasm. Gene Ontology annotation, biological process: N-terminal peptidyl-glycine N-myristoylation. Gene Ontology annotation, molecular function: glycylpeptide N-tetradecanoyltransferase activity. The record is from RefSeq and is a predicted model, not a curated record.
GGUUAACCCGUGGCAAGGGAGAAGCAGCAGAUAAUAAUAAAAACACUCGUGCCGCACCUUCGUCUUCCCCAAUGCUUCUUUCCACACGCAUCUCGGAAGCCCUUCUCUUCAUCACAUAGAUACUUUCGCUAUCGCACCAAGUAACCCUUAUUAUUCCAAUCCACCCUCGCCACUCCUUCGAUCCGAAUCAUCUUUUCCGCCCACACACAAGUUGGGUUUUUUUGAUAUAAUUGAUAAUGGGUGAUAGCAGUGUUCCAUCUGGGUCUCCAAAUGCAAAAUCAGAUCUUGUUGACAGAGACUUGGCGGUUUCCAACAACGCGUCGUCGUUGGAAACCAUUGUGCAAAGUUUCCAAGAUUCAAUGUCUCUUGGUAAGAGACACAAGUUCUGGGAAACUCAGCCUGUGGGGCAAUACAAGGAUGUUGGGGACUCAAGUUUGCCUGAGGGCCCGAUUGAGCCCCCGACACCUUUGUCCGAGGUUAAGCAGGAGCCUUACAACCUUCCCAGUGCUUAUGAGUGGACAACAUGUGACAUGGACUCUGAGGAAAUCUGUGAUGAGGUUUAUGCCCUUCUCAAGAAUAACUAUGUUGAGGAUGAUGAGAACAUGUUCAGGUUCAACUAUUCCAAGGAGUUUCUCAGUUGGGCGUUGCGUGUUCCGGGCUAUUACCAGAGUUGGCACAUUGGCGUGAGAGCCAAGACGUCAAAGAAGUUGGUUGCUUUCAUCAGUGGCAUCCCCGCCAGGAUCAGGGUUAAUGAGGAGGUUGUGAAGAUGGCCGAGAUCAAUUUCUUGUGUGUUCAUAAGAAGCUCAGGUCAAAGAGACUUGCACCUGUUAUGAUCAAGGAGGUCACCAGGAGGGUUCAUUUGGAGAAUAUUUGGCAGGCGGCCUAUACGGCUGGAGUUGUUCUUCCAACGCCAAUCACGACUUGUCAAUAUUGGCACCGAUCGUUGAAUCCGAAGAAGCUAAUUGAUGUUGGGUUUUCAAGGCUUGGUGCUAGGAUGACGAUGAGCCGCACUAUAAAGCUUUACAAAUUGCCUGAUUCAACGGUUACUCCUGGAUUCAGGAAAAUGGAGCUUCGGGAUGUCCCUGCUGUUACUCGGCUGCUUAGGAACUACUUGAGCCAGUUUGUUGUUGCACCUGAUUUUGAUGAAAAUGAUGUUGAACAUUGGCUUCUUCCCAAUGAGAAUGUGGUGGAUAGUUUCUUGGUUGAGAGUCCAGAGAAUCAUGAGAUCACAGACUUCUGCAGCUUCUAUACUCUUCCUUCUUCCAUCCUUGGAAAUCAAAAUUACUCAAUUUUGAAAGCUGCUUAUUCUUAUUAUAAUGUCUCCACCAAAACUCCGCUGACCCAGUUGAUGAAUGAUGUGCUGAUUGUAGCAAAGCAAAAGGAUUUUGAUGUUUUCAAUGCCUUGGAUGUAAUGCACAAUGAGAGUUUCCUCAAAGAACUCAAGUUUGGACCAGGAGAUGGACAGCUUCACUACUACUUGUACAAUUAUAGGAUUCGUAGUGCCUUGAAACCAUCUGGACUUGGACUUGUGCUCUUGUAGUUUGAUACUAUUCAGUUUUGGUUUCACUAUGUAAUUGGUAAAACCAUUCAUUUGUUUUGUUUUAUUAGCUUGUUGUUUCAACAUUAUUUCUUGUUCCUUUCAAAUAUUGGCAAUUAACAUAUUAGGUUUUCAGGGUAUGUGAGAGCCCAUCUUAUGGCAGACUUUCUGCUAAUAUGCUUAUACUGCAAAAUUCUGAAGUUGUUAACUUGUUAUGGUCUGCUGCUUCAAUUUCCUA